AUGGCUAUCCACUCGCAUUUCCGCAACGCUUUCCGCAGGGAGCGCGUCUUGCCGCUGCUCCAGGACGGGUUGAUCAUGAUUACCUGGGCCAACCACCACUACCUGGACUUUGCCAAGACUUGGGUAUAUAACCUGAAAAAGUCGGGUGUUAGUGGCUACAUGGUGGGCGCCAUGGAUGACGACAUGCUGAAGGACCUUGUCGAGCUCAAUAUUAACACCUGGCGAAUGAACACAGGCAUCACCAAGCGGGAUCUGGGCUGGGGCAGCCAGAACUUCCACCUCAUGGGCAGGUUUAAGAUCAAGCUCAUUCGGGACGUCCUGGCUCUGGACGUGACGGUCGUGGUCUCGGACAUUGAUACAGCCUGGCUGAAGAACCCCAUCCCCUACUUCCACCGCUACCCCGAGGCCGACAUCCUCACCUCCACCGACCAGCUGUCACCUACGGUCAAGGACGAUUCCCUGGAGCGAUUCCCGGAUGCGGGCAGCGCGUUCAACAUCGGCAUCAUGCUGUUCAGACCCAACAGCAAGGAGUUCGUGGACGAGUGGGUGAAGGCGCUGGACGACCCAAAGAUGUGGGACCAGACCGCUUUCAACGACCUGGCGCGCAAGGUAGGUGCCGCCCUAACCCCGCCCAAGAAUUUGUGGAUGGGCUACAAUGGCAAGUUGCGCGUGGGCGUGCUACCAUGUGCCCUGUUUGCCAGCGGCCACACCUUCUUUGUUCAGCACAAGUACCAGGAGUUGGGACUUGAGCCUUACGUAGCGCACGCCACUUUCCAGUACAGCGGCACACCCGGCAAGCGACAUCGCUUCCGCGAGGAAAUGCUGUUUGCUGACCCGCCCGAGUACUAUGACCAUCCGCGGGGCUUUGUGGCGAUUGACAUGGACAUCCCUAAAGAGCUGCUGGACCGUGCCGCUCAGCCAGUACUGGGCGCCAUGACGGGCGACAAGCUGGGUGACCACUUUGCUCUGGUGCACCACCAGCUCUUCCGGCUGCGGGCGGCGGUGGCGGUGGCGGUCAUCACGGGGCGUGUGGUGGUACUGCCGCCCAUCUGGUGCCAACUGGACAAGUACUGGGCGCCGUUGUAUGAUGGCAACAUCCCCGGCACCCACUGGAAGAAGCCCUUCAUCUGCCCAGCUGAUCACGUCCUUGAUCUGGAGGGCGGGUGGUACCCCCAGCGACCCGAAUUUGGCCCGCACCUGGAGUAUCGCGAGUACUCAUUUUUCAACAACCCGCGGAUGAACAAGGCGGUCAAUGAGAGUCGCGUCACGGUGGUGAUUUGCAAGCCAGGCGAGGCCGACUGCUCCAACGGCGAUGCGCCGGCGCCGGACGGUGUGGUGCGACUGGCUCCUCAGCUGAACAGCGAUCAGAUCAACAAGGCGCUGGAAGCGGUGCGGGGCUUCAAGAUCAUCACCCUGAGCAACGCGGCGGAGGCGUUUAAGGAGUUCAGCAGCAAGGAGAAGCAGGACCAGUUCGUGAACCGCAUGAACCACUACGCUUCCGUGUUCUGCUGCCUGGCCAACAACCCCGGCUGGAUCUGGUACGACUUCUUUGCCGACCGGCCUCAUCAAGACCGGUUCCGUCGGGAGUUUGGUGCGCAGUGGACACCCAAGCACGGCGACACGCGUAUGGAGGUGGAAGGCUACGUGCCGGCCAAGCCGCUGAGCGGCGCGGCCACCAGCCACCGCCGCGGUCUGCUGGACGUCCUCCACCACACUGAUGCGUCUUACCACGCGUCGGCCUCUUUGGAGAGGGAUCAGCAGCCGCACAACAGCAUGGUGAUUGCUGGUGGCGCCGGUGCCUCGUCCGGCGCAUUGACACCUGGGGAGCUAGAACAGCUGCAAGUGGUUGGCCUUCCGCGGCGGCUGCAGAGCGAGAGGGAGCAGCUGCAGGAGGUUCGCUUCCUGAGCGCCAUGGAGCUGAACGCGAUGUUCUCUUCACCGUAAGCCGAGAUCAGCUGGAGCGAUGAGACGUUUCGUUGGUUGCUCGGGCGGUUUCCAGGACGCUUAUGCAAGAGGAAUUUAGGAGCCUUCCGGCGAGCACGCCGUAAACCGCUAUAUAGCCCCACCUACGAGGCCCGACACCAUGCUUAGCAUGAUAGCAUGGCGGCAUGCAGCCUAUGGAGUGUGAGGUUUUGUUGACCAACAAAAUCUCACACUCCAUGGGCUGCAUGGCCAGGAAGGUAGCCUGCAGAUGGCAAAGAGGAGCGGCAGAUCGCCGGGAGUUGCAUGGACAACUCUCGAGGAAACUGUCAAGACGGUGCUGCUGUCGGUCGCUGCUGCUGAUCCUGUUGAUUCAGCUGUGGAAUUCCCUGAUGGAGGGAUUGGGGUGAAAAGAAUAGCCGCGGUAGCGUGGCCCUAGUCUUUUGGUCAUAUUUAGGAAUUCGAGAGAAGCGGAAGCUGCAGUUGCCUUGGAGUCUGCAAGCCCAUGUGUUCCCAUGCGCAGUACAGGACAUGCGGAUGGGAUGUGGAUGGAGCGUCGGUGUUCCUUCUCGACGCUCGGCAAUUGCUUAAUGUAGGGUGUCAUUGAGGCUUGAUAUCGACAUGGCGUAUUUGGGUCCGCUCUGGUGCUGCAUGCUUUUGCUGCUGCUCAGAAGUCUGUGGAUGGGACGGAGACAACCUGCCCUUGUGAACUGAACCCGUCGGGGGUUGGGGGCGCAUGGCGGCAUAUACCGCGGCGAGCGUUUAACUGAGCAAUCAGGUUCGGGAGUUUCAUGACCAACGAUCAGAUGAGGCGGAGUUACCGGGGUGGGUAUGAUGCACUUCACUUUCAGUGCACUAGGACGCGCAUGCACGAUGACGGGAACGUGCUUGGGCGCUUGGGCGCGGAGUUCGACGUGCAUCCUGCUGCAAUUGUGAUAGUGAUCACGUUUGAGACUACUGCGCCGGGUGUGCCAUACUGGGCUGCAAUCAAAGCUGCAGGACAGGCUUACCAGAAACCGUCAGUAGUAGCAGUACACCACCACAAUGACUGCUGUUACCUCAUGACGUUGUUUACAUCCGUUUACAGGGAUAGUUGAUCUUCACAUGGUCGCUACCUUGUGGCUGCGUUCCUGGCCGUAUGUCCUUUGUACCUUUGUGUAUGGCUUUUUCCUGCGCGGCUCUGGUUGAAUGGCAUGCGUUAAAUGAAUGGCCUUUGAUUCCUCGUUUCAUAAAAGAGGAACACUGCAAAUGUGUACAUGAGCUUUAUCGGGUUCCAGCCUUGGGGCUUGGGACCCGCCCAUGUAGUUAAAAGCAUGCG
This is a messenger RNA of Volvox carteri f. nagariensis, 3238 nucleotides long. RefSeq lists its product as uncharacterized. Gene Ontology annotation, biological process: cell wall pectin biosynthetic process. Bases 1 to 1944 code for a protein of 647 amino acids. The record is from RefSeq and is a predicted model, not a curated record. Gene Ontology annotation, molecular function: arabinosyltransferase activity. NCBI's taxonomy places the organism in Eukaryota, Viridiplantae, Chlorophyta, Chlorophyceae, Chlamydomonadales, Volvocaceae. The transcript is spliced from 12 exons. Gene Ontology annotation, cellular component: Golgi apparatus.